AUGACAGAUAUCCCCAGCCCCACCUCCACACUGCCACCACCAAACGAAGAUGAAGACCCAGAGUUAUUGUACGAGCUGAAAGAGCAGCUUUUGCUGCUGACCACUCUGGUGGCGACGGUGACGUACGUCACCGGGCUCAACCUGCCCGGGGGAGCCUGGCAGACGCAGCAGGCGGACGGGCACCUCGCCGGCGACCCCAUCCUCCGGGACAUCCACUACCGCCGAUACCUCGCCUUCUACUACUGUAACGGCACGGCGCUUGCCUCGUCGGUCGUGGUCUGCCUCAUCCUCGUCAUGCUGCGGAGGAAGAGACCUGUCUGGACGCUGGUGCUGCGGGUGGUCAUGGUGCUCGACCUACUUGGCCUCAUGGGUUCCUACGCAGCCGGGACCUGCCAUGACACCUUCGCCACCAUCUGGGCCGUGGCGCUGGCUUUCCCCGUCUUGGCCUAUAUCACGUUUGCUUUUGUCACCAGCCACCGCCGCGGCGGCGACCCCAGUACCAACACCAGAACCACAGCCACAGGCCGGCACGAAGAGAAGGAGAAGAUCGAGGUGCUGAUGCUGCUGGCGACCUUCGCCGUCACCAUCUCAUACGCCGCCGGGCUGAACCCGCCAGGCGGCUUCUGGACCAGCACCCUGCAGAAGGAUGGCCGCCUUCUUCACCUCGCCGGCGACCCGAUCAUGGAAGAUAGCGCGCUCCGCAGGUACCGGGCCUUCUUCGUCUGCAACACGACGGCGUUCGUCGCCUCCUUGUUCAUCAUCCCGCUCCUCCUGGACAAGAAAUUGAGCAGCAAAAUCUCAGCGCGGUUUCUGGCGGUCUACGGCUUCAUCGCCGUGGCCCUCCUGGGCCUCAUGGGGGCCUAUGCUGCUGGAAGCUGCAGGAAAACUGACAGUACCGUCAAGGUCAUCUUCUUGGCUGCUGCGGUUCCGGCUUGCGUAGGCCUUCAGCUGGCACUUAGUUAUGCCUUCAAUGUGAAACCAAUCGAGGUCAUGCGUGCUUCGUUCUCCGGAUGGUUGCACUACUUAAGAGGCACUGGCGGUCCUGCAGGUGCAGGUGAUGAGGAAUUGGGGAUAAGAUGCUUAUCUUUAUGUCAAGAUGCCAGUGCACUUGAGGACCCAGACCUGAAAAACACUCGCUAUUUUGUUAUGGUACUUGCUAGCUUCGCGGUGAGCAUCACUUACCAAGCAGGACUGGAUCCACCAGGCGGCCUAUGGCAAGACAAACUGGAUGGCCAUAAGAUUGGCCAGCCAGUGCUACGAACGACACACCCUACUCGUUACCAGGUGUUCUUCUACAGCAACUCAGCAGCUUUUGUGACAUCUCUGGUGGUUGUCAUGAUGGUCCAGAGCAAGUUUCUUCUCAAGCGCCGCACGUUGGUGGCAGCCAUGGUGCUGGACCUGCUCGGCCUCGUCAUCGCCUAUGCUGCUGGGUGCACCAGGGAUACCAGCACAUCCAUCUAUGUUGUCGCGGUGGCUUGCCUUGUCCUCUCCUACGCCGUCGUCCAUAUCUCGUUAGGAGGAGAGAGGGAGAACAUGGUUACUAGACCUGUUCAUGAUCCUGAUCCUGCAAUGGUUGCUCCUGAUCCUGCAAUGGUUGCUCCUGCUCCUGCUACUCCUGCUCCUGCUCCUGCUCUUCAUGUAGGAGGAGGAGGAGGAGGACCACGUCGACCACAGCGAACACCACGAAGCAAGGAGCAGCUAGAUGACAAGCGCCAGGUGUUGUUGUUAAUCGCCAUCUUAGCGGCGGCACUUACCUACCAAGCCGGGCUCACCCCGCCGGGUGGCUUCUGGCAAGUGGACGAUGAGAAGCUUGGACACCGCGCGGGCUACCCGGUCCUCCUCGACAACUACCCGCGUCGCUACAAGGCCUUCUUCUACUGCAACGCGGCGAGCUUCAUGUCGUCGGUGGCUCUCAUCCUCCUCCUCGUCAACCGCAAGCUGUACAGGCCGGGAAUACGGUGCUACGCGCUCCACGUGUGCAUGGCGGUGGGCAUGUUCGCGCUCAUGGGAGCCUACGCUGCCGGGAGCUCACGACAUCUCAAGACCUCCAUCUAUGUGUUGACGCUGGUGGCGGUGGUGUCGGCCUCCAUACCCCUGCAGGUAGCCAUCUUCUGGUACUUCGGCAACUGCAUGGACAACCGUCAGGAUCCACCUAGAAUAAGACGACGACGAGCACGUGGACAAGAUGACCCUGAUAAAGAGAAAGACGAGGAACUUGAGUACCUGAUGCUGCUAGCAGUCCUGGCUGCGAGUGUGACGUACCAGAACGGCCUGAGGCCAGCGGGCGGCAUGUGGCAGGAGGACAACGCCGCCUACUCCGCGGGCAACCCCAUCCUACGCGACAUCAACAAGCGUCGGUACGAUAUCUUCCUGUACAGCAACUCCACCUCGUUCAUGGCUUCCGUCGUCGCCAUCGUCAUGCUGCUGCCAUUGACGCUGAGCGACGACGUCAGAUGGCUACAACGUUGCUUGCCAUUCCACAGGGUGGACCUCAAGUGGUCGCUCUGGCCGGUCCACACUGCCAUUUUGCUGGACAUGCUCGGCCUACUUGUGGCCUACGCGGCAGGAAGUACCAAGAAGUGGGAGUCAUCCAGAAAUGUGAUAUUACUCGUCCUCCCCGUCCUAGCCUACAUUGCGCUCUACGCAAUGGCGGCGGCGAUAUACAUAUACAUCCGCCGUGGAUCCUCCCAGUCACAGUCACCGAGCAGGCAAGCAGGCCAACAAGCAACCAGCGUCGAGUCUUCGUCUUAGAUAUCUUAUGUAUUAGCCCUUUCAUUUCAGUUUAAAGUUCUAGGUU
Molecule: messenger RNA, 2797 nt
Organism: Triticum dicoccoides
Lineage: Eukaryota; Viridiplantae; Streptophyta; Magnoliopsida; Poales; Poaceae
Exons: 3
Coding region: 1-2751 (916 amino acids)
Cellular component (GO): membrane
Source: RefSeq, a predicted model, not a curated record